UAUUGAACAAUUGCUUUGAACGCACGUUUAUAAAGUUUAUUAUAAUACGUACAUUACGUUUCCAAUAACAGUGACAUCUUAAAAGUGUGAAAAUGAUGAAAAAGACGUUAUUUUUAUUCCUUUUGGUUCUUAUAAUGAUCAUGGAUAUAAAUGCCGCCAGAAGGAGCAUGUCUCGUAGUCGCAGUUCGGGGUCUAGUCGUAGUGUAGGCCGAAGAACUCAUUCGAAUCCUCCACCCGUGCCUACAUCUAUAAGCCAUUCACAGCAAGCGUCAAAACCAUCUUUAUUCGGUUGGCAAGAAAAAUCAGCUCAAAAAACUCAGACGUCAUCAAAUUCAAAACCAAAUAAUCAAGGUCAUUCAUAUCCCUCAAGUAAUACUGGCCUUUCUGGGAAUAAUCAGCAAAAAUCAUCAUUACCUCAACAAGAAACCAUGCAAAGGAGUAACAUACCUUCACAACAAUCUGUACAAAAUGUCCAAAAUAGUCAAUCCAGUCACUCUUAUCCAGGAUCUAAUGGCCUAUCAGGAAAUUCUGCUUCAGGUGUCGGGUACCCACAAGGAACAGGUUUGUCAGGCGCAAACGUCGCUCCAUCUCCCUACCAAGGAGUAAACUCACCCAGUAAUAUUAGACCCAAUGCAUAUCCUACGAAUACUAUGAACAACAAUAACCAGCCUCCACAUGGACCUCCACCUCCAUAUUCAAGUUCAGGGAAUAAUUUCUACCAUCAUCCCCAAGGACCUCCUCCACCGUAUACAAAUUAUGGACAUGGUUAUGGUGGCUAUGGAGGAACGUUUAGUCCUCAAUCACCAGGUUAUUUUGGUGGUUAUACUAAUAAUGCUAAAAAUUUUGGAAGUGUAAGCAGAACAGGAAGUGCUUUAACUGGAGUAGGUAUUGCUGGUGCAGGGAUUGGGACUGUAUUAACAGGUUUAGCAUUGUGGAAUUUAGCUAGAUCAACUGGACGUCAUCAUCACACAGUCAUUUAUGAUAAUCGAGGUCAACCGAUUGCUGUUGCUCCAGAAAAUAGUACAGCACCUGUAGUAGAUUCUAUUUUAGCAGAUUUAGUUAACUGUACCCUUUCUAUAAACAAUGAUAAUACUACCGAAGUAAUUGCAAUACCUUGUUCUAUCGCAACAUCAUUUACACCAGAUGCUGAUUUGAAAAAUGUGAGUAUGGAGAAUAUACAAGAAGAUAAUACAAAAUGUACUGUAACCGUUGUGACGAAAGCGGGGAGAGAAUUUGUGACAACUAUACCGUGCUCCAUCCUACUUAAGUCGGCGGCAGAGAAUAAUGUUACAGAAACACCAAUUAUUAUUAACGCAACGAUCACAGAUAAUUCUACCAUACUGCCUACUGAUGAUAAACUUAAUUCAGGCCAGCCUACUGCUUUAAAACUUGCUGAUUUUCCAGAAAAUAUAGACAAAUUCGAUGCUUCGUUUAAUUGUACUCAAGAAGCAGGAGAUUCAAGGGACCCUAUUAAUCCUUGUUUUAGUGUAAAGAAUAAUCUUACAGUUAUUCCUUUAUCAAUGGAACAACAAUAAUAUUAUUUAUUUUCUCCAUGCUAACACAAAUAACUGAAAAUGUUGAAAUUAAAUGUUGCUAAUCAUUGUUAUGUUGCAUUACGAUUAUGUUAAAAUAAAAAAUAAAUUUUAUUUUUUAUGCAAA
This is a messenger RNA of Melitaea cinxia (Glanville fritillary), 1659 nucleotides long. RefSeq lists its product as uncharacterized. Bases 93 to 1535 code for a protein of 480 amino acids. The record is from RefSeq and is a predicted model, not a curated record. The transcript has a single exon. NCBI's taxonomy places the organism in Eukaryota, Metazoa, Arthropoda, Insecta, Lepidoptera, Nymphalidae.